Messenger RNA from Microthlaspi erraticum, 768 nucleotides. The record is from the annotation of a GenBank genome assembly. Lineage: Eukaryota; Viridiplantae; Streptophyta; Magnoliopsida; Brassicales; Brassicaceae.
AUGGCUGCCAUUACCGGAUCCUUCGCUGUCUCAAGCUCUAUUUGUCCACCUCCAUCACUUCCGGCAUCUCCUUUACUCAAUUCCUCUCCUUGUCUCUCCAGAUUCACCAAUGCAUCUCCGUUUCCCGCGCUCUCUGCCUCUCGCCGGAGAAGGAUCCCGUUGAUUCCGGCGUGUUCUUCGAUAAGCGACGGAGAUGAAUCGGUUGAAGUAAGAGAUGGUGAUGAUGAGAUUAAAGAGACAUUGAUGCUAUCAGUCUCUCCUCUGCCUCUCCUCCUCGUUGCUUCUCUCCCUGGAGCUGCAACUGUAAGAUCUGUUAUUGGACCCUUUGUGGAGAUUGUAAAAUCCUUGAAUCUUCCUGACUGGCUUGUUCAUUGGGGUCAUCCAGGGAACAUGGCAGUGGUGCUUUUUGCAAUGGGUGGCUAUGGAACAUAUCUAGGCUUCCGGAUUCGUUAUUCAGAUGACAUUGAGGAGAAGGCAAAGGCAAAAGACCUUCACCCGAAGCUUCUAGCCGGAAUGUUCUUCUUUUUCGCCGCUGGAGCAACUGGUGGUAUCACAUCCCUUCUUACCUCCGACAAACCCAUCUUCGAAAGCCCGCACGCUGUUUCAGGAUUCAUAGGUCUUGCUCUCUUGACGAUUCAAACAGUCUUACCAUCUUUGUUCAAGGACAAACCGGAGCUGAGGAGCGUGCACGGGAUUCUCGGGAGUGGGAUAAUGACGCUAUUCGUCGUCCAUGCUGCUCUUGGCCUCCAGCUCGGUCUUAGUUACUGA